Striga asiatica is the source of this 1540-nucleotide messenger RNA. NCBI's taxonomy places the organism in Eukaryota, Viridiplantae, Streptophyta, Magnoliopsida, Lamiales, Orobanchaceae. The record is from the annotation of a GenBank genome assembly.
CCACGCCAAAAUAAUUUGAAUUUGGAGAAGCUUCACCAUUUUUAUAUCACACAAAAAAUCCAUCACACACACACAAAGAUUUCCUCACUUCCCAUCUCUCCAAUCAACCCUACAAAAAUCAUUCAAUCAAUCCCAGUAUCCAAAAAGGGAAAAAAAAAGAAUCAAAAUCACCAUAAAUAAUAAUUUCAAGAGCAAAACAAAUAAAAAAAUGGCUUCAAUCAGGCCUGCAACUCGCUACACCAACAGCCUCAACAGCUCCACGAAAUCCGACCCCUCGUCAUCUGCCGAGUUCCCCUCCUCACGCGCCCUGACCAAGAAAAAGGAGGCGGCACCGGUGAAUUUCACCUCCAUGGUCAGGAAACUGGUGGAGAGCAAGAAGACGGGCAAGAAUUCGGACAGGGGACCCAAGUUCGUGGUGGCCUCCGACCUCGUGGCGGCCGAUCUGAAGAAGAAUAAUAAAAGGGCAACGGGAUUGGGUGGGCUCCACAAGAAGCUGUUCAAAGGGUCAUCUUCUGGGUCAUCGUCAGGGCCAAAAAGGGGAGACGACGGCUGUAAGAAGGCGCUGACUGAGGUGAAGAGCAACACGAGGACGCUGGCAAUGGUGCUGAGGAGUGAGAGGGAGCUGUUGAUUCAGAACAAGGAGCACGAGGAGGAGAUUUCGGAGCUCAAGAUGUUGAUCGAGGAAAAGAAUCGAGAGGUUGAGAAAUUGAAAGACUUGUGCUUGAAGCAAAGGGAAGAGAUAAAGUCUCUAAAAAGUGCUAUCCUCUUCCCAGAUGUUUUGAACUUGCAACUUCAGGACUUAAUGGAUAAGCAGGGUUCAGAGCUAAAACAGGCAAAACAGCUAAUUCCAAGUCUUCAGAAACAGGUCACUUCUCUCACAGGCCAACUGCAAUGUCUUGCAGAGGAUCUUGCCGAGGUGAAGGCAGACAAGUAUUCCUCUGGAAGGGGAUUAUUCGAUAAUCAAUUUAGCUCCCCAAGAACACCAUCAUACGAUCAAGAGGAUGCCGCUAAUUCUCUGUUUGAUCAAGUAUAUAGCUCGGGUGAUUACACAACCCCAGACAGCCCAGAUGACAUGAUCCUCAAAGAUUUGAAUCCUUGCCUAACACCUUAUUCAAAGACGAAAUCCAAGGAAUUUAGUGCAUACAGUUCCCCUGAUGAUAAGUUUGUCUAUGACACCUGUGCAACUAAGCUGUCAAAAAGUUCGGAAUCUUGCCAAUCUUCAAAGGCAGUGACGGGUUUCGUCCGCACGAUCAGCAGGUCUGGUGACAGCAAAUUGGUAUUGAUAUUUAAGACUAGUGGCUCCACAAUUAGCCCGUUUAUGACGGUGUCUAAGCGGCUCUCAGAAAAGAAAGUGGCCAAGUUUGAGAAGAACAUAACGAGAAGAGGCACUGGCAGCAAUGGUUCGUCUAGAAAUGGAUUCGAGCCGGCUCAUAUUGUUCUCAUUCUCUUUGCAGUCUUGGUGGUAGCCUCUUUUAUAUUUCAAGUUGUGAGGAUGGCGAUUAGUGAUGGAGUUGGCGAAGAAAAUGAAGUUGGGUCGUAG